Cyprinodon tularosa is the source of this 4022-nucleotide messenger RNA. Its product is annotated as R3H domain-containing protein 1-like. Gene Ontology annotation, molecular function: nucleic acid binding. Bases 52 to 3111 code for a protein of 1019 amino acids. The record is from RefSeq and is a predicted model, not a curated record. NCBI's taxonomy places the organism in Eukaryota, Metazoa, Chordata, Actinopteri, Cyprinodontiformes, Cyprinodontidae. The transcript is spliced from 25 exons.
CUGUCUUUCAGGUUCCCUAUAUUUACCAGCAUCUCCCAGUAAGACAUUGCGAUGAGAAUGUCCGAUAUCGUGGACACUGAAACGAUGAAGGUUUCCGAGACCGCCGACUCAGUGUCACCCGCAAAAGACAACGCCACCAAGUCUGAGGUCUGCGACCGGAGCCAGAGCAGCAAGGAGGAACAAGGCAGCAACAACAAGAAGGAUAUUCAGCCUGUGAAGCACUCCAAGUCCAGUACCAGGCAAAAGCUGGUGCGAAGCCUGGCAGUGUGCGAAGAAUCCUUUCCUCUCCCUUUUCCUGAGCCUUCAGCUGCACGUCAGGAUGGACUCCCGCCCUGUGAGAACGAAGAGCGAGGCGCGAAGGACCAAGCUGAGAAAGAAGGCGGCUGCGACAAGGUGGACAAACCAGAGAAGGUGCCAAGGAAAAUGCUCUCUAGAGAUUCAAGUCAAGACUACACUGAUUCCACUGGCAUAGACCUCCAUGAGUUCCUCGUCAACACGCUGAAGAGCAACCCCAGGGAUCGAAUCAUGCUGCUAAAGUUGGAACAGGACAUCUUGGAUUUCAUCAGCAAUAAUGAAAGCCAAAAGAGAAAGUUCCCUCCAAUGACGUCCUACCACAGGAUGCUGUUGCAUCGCGUAGCAGCCUACUUUGGCAUGGACCACAAUGUGGACCCCAGCGGAAAAUCAGUGGUGAUCAACAAAACCAUCAACACUAGAAUACCCGAUCAGAAAUUCUCGGAGCACAUCAAGGAUGACAGGACGGACGAUUUUCAGAAACGCUACAUUCUCAAACGAGACAAUGCCAGCUUUGAUCGUGAAGACGGCUCGAUCCGAAUGCGUUUGAAAGCUGACAAGAGGAGCAAAUCGAUGGAGGAGAGGGAGGAGGAGUACCAGCGAGCCAGAGAAAGGAUUUUUGCACAUGAUGGAGAACACUUCUUAUUAGAUCGAGGUGCACAGGAGGAACACGCAUGCAUGAGCAGUCAACAGAGGCGGCAAAUGUUCAGGUUAAGAGCCGGCCAUUCCGGCGCCAGCCGCCAGAGCAGCUCUGAGACGGACACGCUGCCCCGGCACGGCGAGCCCCGGCCGUGGAGCAGCACCGACAGCUCUGACAGCUCCAACCGGCUCGCCCCGCGGCCCGCCAUCACCAAGGCCAGCAGCUUCAGCGGCAUCUCGCCCGGGCUCGUCCGGGGAGACAGCACGGCCAGCAGCAGGAGCACCGGGAAGCUUUCUAAAACAGGUUCUGAAUCUUGCAGCAGCGUCGGCUCCUCCUCCAGCUCUCUGUCUCGCCCCCAUCUGCCUCUCCCAAUGUCGGCCUCCUCUCGCUCCAUCGUCCCCGGCGCCCUCCUGUCCCACCGUGCCGUAAACAGCAGAGGCCCCGGACACCCAGAAGCUGCAAAGAGCGCCCCCUCCCAGCUGCUGCCGUCGCCCGGCGAUGCGCCGAACUACUACAUGCUGCCGCUAGACGCCUCAGGGAUUCCACCCGGGAGCGUUCUGAUCAACCCGCAUACAGGAAAGCCUUUCAUGCACCCUGAUGGCAGCGCAGUGAUUUAUAACCCGGCUGCUGGCAGGAUCCCACAGCAGGGGAAAACCAUGCCGCAGCCAAUCAUUGCAGCCUCCCAGCAGCAGCCGGCCAAUCACAUCCACUCACAGCCAAUCUGUCCUCCUCUUCAGCCGUCCUCUGAGCCUGUCCACAGCCCAACGGUCUCUUAUCCUCCUUUUCCUUCUUCUCAGUUCCUGCCCGUCUAUCCUAACCAACAAUACACUGUGCCUGACGUCCUCGGUGCCCAGUUUAGUCACCUGACCCUGUCGCAGCAGCCGUCCGGUGACGGCAGAGCGUCCGCUCCGGACGGCCAUCACUACCCCUCCGCGUACAACCACCCAUCCCCUGUGGUGCUGCAGGGAGCUCCACCGCAGCAGCUCGGCGGCUACAUGGUGGCAGGGCCAUCAGGGGGUCACCCAGGAGUGCUGCAGGGUCAGCACGUCCCGCUCCCGCCGCCGGGCUCCAACUACACGUAUCCCGGCUCAAGCGCCGGCUCUGCAGCUUAUCCUGCACUAAAUCAGCCCCUGCUGCAGCAACACGCUUACAUCCAACAGCCCGUGCAACAGCAGAUGCCUACAUGUUACUGCUCCUCAGCCCACCACUCCCAGUGCUCCAACCAUCAGCAGCAGCAGCAGUACCGGCCUCCUCUCAACCAACUGGCCUAUAACUGCCCUCAGAGCCAGAACCCGCCACAGCAGCAAGUGCACCAAGCCAUGAUGCCAAACCCAGCGUCCAGCUACCAGACCGUAGUGGGCGUGCAGCCAACCGCCAGCCUUGCUCUCACUGGCAACCAGCAAAGCAAUAUGGCCAACCAGAUGCAAGGCAUGAUGGUCCAGUACCCUCCAAUGCAGUCUUAUCAGCAGGUUUCUGUUCCGCAGCAGACAGAAGUGUUUGUGUCCUGCCAGCCAGGGCAGGGGGCAGUGGCUGUUUCUGGCAUGCAGCCCUGCUACAGCCUGCUCCCCAGAAACCAGCACACCACCAUGAGUUCAACAGUGAGUUUCCUGCCCGCCCCCAUGAUCGAGCCGCUCCAGUUUCCUCAGAGCUCGUCUCCCUGCGUCUCCCAGCAACACCCAGGCCAACAGUACGCAGGUUUGUUACCAUCGGCGCACGGCGGAGGUAUGGUGAUGCUUCAGAUGAUGGGGCCGCUGUGCCCGCAGCCCCGGGCCCCCUCCCCCUGCCAGAGGAAGCAGUCCGGCCAUAAACACUCAGGCGCCGAGCAGCAGCACGGCCGCAGGCCCCCCGAGCUCCCUCCGACUCCCGAUAACACCCAGAGCAGCCUGCCUUCGUCUCCGGCGCUCACUCCCUCGCCCAGCAUCAAGGGCCUACCAUCAGGCGUCUCCCCCAUCCCCAUGCUGUCCCACCAUCCGCAGCUCCCCACAGCUUUCAUCCACACUGGACAAGGUGAAACGCAGUACUCUCUACUGGGUCAGCCUCUGCAGUACAAGCCCUCCAUCAGACCUCCGCUGCUGCACACUGCACACAUGGUAACCAAACACCAGGGUCCUCUGGGAGUUUGGCGUAGCGGUCAUGGGAGGAAGUCCAGCAGAAAACCUCUCUCUUCUGACCUCAGUUGAGAAGUCAGCCCCUGGAAAUGACACGUCCUCCGGCGGGGAUAUGCUGCACAGACUCCCACCGGAUCCCGGCGGAAGCUCUGUGAAGCAAAUGAAUCCAGCAUUCGUCUGACAUCUCAACCCGAGCAGAGGCGUUCCUGGAGGACAUCUGGCCGUGAUACCUUUGCCAAGCACGCCACUUUAAAAACUCAGAACUAGCUCUGUAUUCAAAGGGUGGGAGCGGCGUGACUCGGACAAGGCCAGCUCAUAGCUGCUAGGAUCUCUGAGCGCCUUGAAGGCGACAUGAACCUCUGUUGCCUCAGUCUGGACCGUCUCCCAAAUACUGUCCAAAUCAAAGUAUCCGAUAUUUGAGUUGUGAAUGUUGACUUUUAUUUUAUUUUUUAGCUUUUUUUUUUCUGUUUCUCCCUGGUUGACAGGUUUGUGCAAAGAGUUCAACAAAUCUACCUUUCAGUUCUAAGCCUUUCUUUUAGAGUAUUUCUUAGCCAGCUCAUGUCUCUUGUGAUGGCAGGUAUCGGAGUGUGAUGACAUCACAACACAUCUGCUUUGUUUUUCAAUUUGCCCAAUUUCUAAAUAAAACAUUUAAGUUUAUCAAACUAGUUUUUUAAUCUGUUAGAUACACAAGAUCGCUCCCAAGUAGCAGCUGUACAAUGUUUAAACACUGAAUAUAGAGCUACCUGAUUUAUUUAAAGAACCAUCAAACACAGUGAAUGUUGCAUUUGCACUGAAGUAAUCAAAGUGAAAGAUUUCAUUUGUAUCAGACAGCCUGGAUUUCUGUUUUAUUAUUUUUUUUUAUUUUUAUUUUUUUGUUAAUGACCCUUCCUCCUAUACCGGUUUGCACUCGCCAGGCUACUUUGUUUUAUAUGGUUACAUUAAAAUGUUUAUAUGCACAAUUAAAAUGCAAAUCAAGUGUGUCA